Molecule: messenger RNA, 4949 nt
Organism: Gadus morhua (Atlantic cod)
Lineage: Eukaryota; Metazoa; Chordata; Actinopteri; Gadiformes; Gadidae
Product: inactive ubiquitin carboxyl-terminal hydrolase 54
Exons: 20
Coding region: 587-4219 (1210 amino acids)
Biological process (GO): protein deubiquitination
Molecular function (GO): cysteine-type deubiquitinase activity
Source: RefSeq, a predicted model, not a curated record
UCACCAGUCUGUUUGAGUCUCAACGAACCAGACUGACCUAGGAACUCACCGGUUCUUCACUGGUUCUUUACCGGUGGGCAAACGUGCUGUUAUCUUUUGAUUUUUAAUUUCUUCGGCCUUUACUUUGAAGAACAACACUCGGAAACUGAACCCAUCCGGUGGGAAGCUUGACGUUGUUUACAGCCCCGGUACCGGAGCUUCCCAGGUCGGCUACGGUACCGUAGAACUCCUGGUCCGGUACGGUACUGGAGCAGACCCCGUCCUACCGCACGGAGCACCCGGUAUUAUGCGGUAAGGACACCGCGUGUAGGACGAAGGUCACUGGAACCUUACGGCGCCGCACGGACCCGCGUCGAGACGCGGCGUCGCACGGACCCGCGCUCCAGACGUGGCGUCGCAUGGCCCCUCGCUCGAAACGCGCACCCGGCCCCGUUCCCCGGUUCCGGUACCAGUGGUCCAUCAAUGAUGGUUUCGUUCCACUCCGCCUCUGCUCGGCUGGGCGGGCGAUGGAAACACAACUAAACGCGUCGUUACACUCAGCAGGCCACUCCCACUACCGGCUCCGCCCCCAGACGGCAGUGGAUGGAUGAUGUCUUGGAGGAGGAGCUACUCAGGGGGCGGGGCUCCCCAGGGGCUCCAGGACACCAGGGGCAGUAAGGGGCUGAUCAACCAGCCAGGACAGAACAACUGCUUCCUCAACAGUGCCCUGCAGGUCUUGUGGCACUUGGAUAUUUUCCGCCGUAGUUUCCGUCAGAUGUCGUCUCAUCGCUGCUCUCAGGACUCAUGCGUCUUCUGCGCCCUCAAGAGCAUCUUCUCAGAGCUGCAGUCCAGCAGCCGCUCUGUGCUGCCGUCGGACUCCCUGCGGACCGCCCUGGCGCUGGCCUUCAGCCGCCAGCAGCGCUUCCAGCUGGGCGGCAUGGACGACGCCGCCGAGUGCUUCGAGAACAUCCUGAUGAGAAUCCACUUCCACAUGUCUGAGGAGAGCAGCCAGGACAACAGCUCCUCCUCCCCCUGCUCCUCCCCCUGCUCCUCCCCUCUCUGCAUCCCCCACCAGAAGUUCUCCAUGAGGCUCUAUGAGCAGUGUGUGUGUAGCAGUUGUGGAGCAUCAUCAGACCCUCUGCCCUUCAAUCAGAUGAUUCACUACAUCUCCACCACCUCACUGUGUAACCAGGCAGUGGAGAUGCUUAAGAGGAGGAGCGAUGCGUCUCCUGCUAUGUUUGGGGAGCUGCUCCGUAACGCCAGCAGUGUUGGAGACCUGCGCAACUGUCCUGCGGGCUGUGGUUCCCAGCAGCCUCUGUUCAGGGUCCUCCUCAACUCCCCGGAGGUCGUCACCAUCGGCCUCGUCUGGGACUCGGCGACCUCUGACCUCGCUGGUGACCUCAUCCACGCCCUGGGGACACGCCUCCGGCUGGGGGACCUGUUCGGUCGGGUGGAGCAGGUGAAGGCGCGGGCGGCCGAGCUGUACCUGGUGGGCGUGGUCUGUUACUACGGGCGACACUACUCCUCCUUCUUCUACCACACCCGAACCCGCAGGUGGAUGUACUGCGAUGACGAGAAGGUGACGGAGGUGGGCCCCCGCUGGAGGGACGUGGUCUGGCGCUGCAUUAGGGGCCGGUACCAGCCUCUGCUGCUGCUCUACGCUGACCCCCGCGGGGCGGCGGUGGUCCUGCACCCCCCCGACCCCCCAGACCCCCCCGCCCGCGACCCGCAGCCCCCCGGCCCCGCCGACGACAGCGAGGACUCAGGGCGGGACCUGUCCGUCUCCAGUGAUACCCGUACCGAUUCGUCCACAGACAGCUGCUCCCGCCCCCCCAGCAGACAGACAAACACAGGGGAGCCUCUGAAGGAUCACAAGGCCGCCUGCCCUCCUCCCCGCUCCUCCUCCUCUUCCUCCUCCUCCUCCUCCUCUUCCUCGAGGAGGCUCCGUGACUUCAAGGAGACGAUGACCAGUAUCAUCCACAGCCGCCCGCUCUCCUGCUCCUCCUCCUCCUCACUCCCCUCCUCCUUCCCCGCUGGCCCCGCCCCUAAAGGGCAGGACUGGGAGACGGACAGCUGCAGCAGCGAUUGGCGGGCGUGUGAGCGGGGGGGGUGGGGCGUCUGGAGGCCCAAGAGGGAGGGGCUAAACAUCGACGGCCUCUUCAGCCGCGAGAGGCGGCGGCAGGCCGGGUACAGCCCCCUUGGGGGGCCCCUGCUGGAGGACCCCCCCCCGGCCCCCCACCCUGGCCCUUACCUUAACCCUAACCUUAAACCUAGCCUUAACCCUAACCUUAAUCCUAGCCCUAACCUUAACCCUGGCUCUGGUCCAUACCUUAACCCUAACCUUAAGCCUAGCUCUAACCCUUACCUAAACCCUAACCUUAACCCUGGAUCUUACCUUAACCCUAACCUUAAGCCUAACCUUAACCCUGGCCCUUACCUUAACCCUAACCUUAAGCUUAGCCUCAACCUUAAGCCUAACCCUAACCUUAACCCUAAACCUGGCCCUAGCCCGAACCCGAACCGCAACCCCAUAUUUGGCCCUGGACAUAUUCAACCAACGCUUAAUUCUAGUAGCAACACUAUGCAGGGGGGAGGAGGUGGGAGGCAGGGGGGAGGAGGUGGGAGGCAGGGGGGAGGAGGGAUUCAGAGGACGGAGAGCGGUUAUGAAUCCAGCGAGAGAAACAGCAGCCCAGUAGACCGGCCCCCCGGUCCACUGGGCCUCCAGACCCCCUGCAGAUCCUCCGGUCGCAGUGAGCUGGACGAGCUCCAGGACGAGGUGUGGAAGCAGGCGAGAGAGGAAGAGGAGCAGACAGAGAGGGAGAGAGAGAGAGAGGCAGCCAUGGGAUUUAACCCCACACCCAGCAAGGUCCUGGACCUGGACCAGCUGCAGAUACAAGGCACCAGGGUCAGGGCCGAGCGGUGUGUAUCUGAGGCGGAGCUUCAUUUGGACCAAUCAGUGCGUCUGGAGAAGGCGGGAGAGGUGGCUGCUGCCCUCUCAGUGGUCAACGAAGCUGUCACAAAGCUCACAUCCACGCUAGCAGGGAUUCAUCCAAGCAACCAGCGCAGGAGAACUGGCUCACAGGCACGUCUGCAGGGCUGCCUGCAACGAGCACGAAGCCUACAGCAACGCAUGCUGCUGCAGCAGGAAGUACAGCAAAAACUAAAGCAGGAAGUAGAGCAAAAAUUACUGCAGGAAGCACAGCAAAACCUAAAACAGGAUGUACCACAUAAACUGCAACAGGAAGUACAACUGAAAAUACAUCCAGAUGUACUACAAAUACAAUGGGACGUAAAACAAGAAAAACUACAACAACAGGAAGUAAAACAACAGCUGAAACUACAACAGAAUGCACAACAAAAGCAGAAAUUACCAAAUGAACUACUAGCAAUAUUAAGCCAAGAAAAUAUUUAUUCUAAUAAGAACCAUCAGUAUCACCAUGGAUACGGUCAACAACCACGACCCUUCCUCCUGCUAGCAUCAGCUGGCUUCCUGGAGGAGGCGGAGCUACAGCUACCACAGGCCUCCAGUUCAAAGCCUGUCUUGCUCGAAGUACUUCUGACAGACAGACAGGAGCACCAAGCCCCGCCUCCUGUUGACUCCACCCCCAUUAGGCUGGCCCCUACAGGUUCACCCCGGGAGGACUGCAGGGGGGCUGACGAGUCCCUCCCCCCCCCUCCUCCAGGCCACGCCCCACCAACUGGCCACACCCAUAAAAUUACAGAUAGGCACAGACGCACACAGGCCCCUCCCCCUUUCAGCUCAGCCCCACCCCCUUCUGCCAUGGCAACCAUGUCUGUGGAGCACCGGCCGCAUGCUGAAGGCCCGACCGACCAAUCCCAGGACACCCUGCGCGGCUCGACCAUUCAGGACACGUCUGAGCUGGACGCCUUGUACCGGGCCAGCCUGCGAGCUCCCAGAAUGCAGCGGGGCAGCAGAAACAGAGCCAGCAGGUCUACGACGCCCACAGCAGAGAUGGAGAAAUACCCCGACCGAACCCCACCCACCCUACAGUUCCAGGGAGGUUUCCAUGACGAUGAGGACGACAGUGCAGGGAGCCUGCGACGCACCAGCCGACGGCUGAGGGCCCGGGCCCGCCCCGACCGAUACCGCUCCUCCCCUCCUCCUCCUCCUCCUCCCACAGAGCACUCAGAUCAGACUGACAGGAGUUCCCCCGAGCUGAGGAACCUCGCUGGCCAGGCUCUACAGCACCAGCCCCGGGCCCCAUCCGCCUUGCUCUAGGGGUCCAGAGGAGCCCCACCUGCCUCCAGGGGAGCUCCACCCUUCAUCGGCCUACUCUACCCUGCCCCCCGACUCCAGCCCCCACCCCUCCAAGAACACCAGUCCUCCAGAACCCCAACAUACUCCAGAACUCUGAGCUGCUGCUAGGGCAACAGAACCAGUCCUCUAUAAGCCAGUCUUACUUCGGUGAAACAUUCCCAAACCUCCUCUAUAUUCCAAGCCGGAUCUGAACUUGAACUCAACGCUGGAGGUGGAUCCUAGUUCAAGAGACUAUAGCUAAACAGGUGUCGUUUGUAAUGGACUUAUCUUAUAUAUUCAAUACAUAAUGGUUAUAUUACAAUGUCAAUUUAAAUCCUUGAUUACCCCAGGUCUGCCAUGUGUAGCUAGAGAUGACUAGGGUGUCUGCACUGAACAGUGGCUGUAGUCGGGUGUGGACUGCUGUCCAGAGCUGGACACAGUGCCACCCCAACAUCCUGAUGCUGAAUGUCCGGCAUGCGACGUCACCAUUAGGAUGCAUUCUGGGUUUAUUUUUCUGAUCUAGUUGUGUGCUUCCCCUAAACUGCACAUUUAUGCCGCAAAAUGAUCCCGUCUCUACUGCUGGCAAGUGUUCAGCAUGAGCUCAGCCUGGUUAACCUCAUCAGUACCUCUGAAGUGUUUAUCGUUUUACUACGGAUGGGUUUCCUAAUUGCGUGGAUUGAAAGUAUUGUUGAAUAAAGCAGGCGGAGGCAGA